Molecule: messenger RNA, 399 nt
Organism: Haemonchus placei
Lineage: Eukaryota; Metazoa; Nematoda; Chromadorea; Rhabditida; Trichostrongylidae
Source: the annotation of a GenBank genome assembly
AUGCCAAAAGGCAUCAAAGAAUUCCGCAGAAAGUCGUCAAGAUAUCUACAUUGGCAAUUAUGUACUAGGGAAGGCGAUGCUGAUCUUACCUUCAAGGAUUACAGCAAUUUAAUAAGCAAAAUACUGGUUAAUCUGGACUAUUCAUCUGCGGGCUUAACGUCAAUCCUCUACAACCGUAUUCCUGUCAUUCGAUGGAUACAGGGCUACAAGCAAGAAAAUUUGCUCCCUGAUAUUGCAGCCGGUGUGACGCUGGCAAUUUAUAAUGUACCACAAAGUAUGGCAUACUCCGUUCUUGCUACUUUGCCACCAGUAUUUGGCCUUUAUGCUUCAUUUUUCCCUCCACUGUUCUACUUCUUUUUCGGCACCUCGUAUCACAUUUCAAUAGGUGGGCGUACCUGA